Messenger RNA from Macroventuria anomochaeta, 863 nucleotides. RefSeq names its product NDK-domain-containing protein. Bases 47 to 631 code for a protein of 194 amino acids. Gene Ontology annotation, molecular function: nucleoside diphosphate kinase activity. Gene Ontology annotation, biological process: UTP biosynthetic process; GTP biosynthetic process; CTP biosynthetic process. The transcript has 4 exons. The record is from RefSeq and is a predicted model, not a curated record. Lineage: Eukaryota; Fungi; Ascomycota; Dothideomycetes; Pleosporales; Didymellaceae.
CAACGCAGCACCCCACCAACAGUACCAAGAGAAUUUUAGUGCCAGAAUGUCCGAGUCCAAUUCUUCUUCCUUCCCCUCUGGCAUUCCCGAUCCUCCCAUCUUCUUGAAACUCGGUCCCAAAGACAGAAGCCACCUUCGAAAGAACAUCGAAUCCCUCCACGCCGCAAAAAUGACUACCGAGCAGACCUUCAUUGCUAUCAAGCCCGAUGGCGUCCAGCGUGGCCUCGUUGGCCCCAUCAUCUCCCGCUUCGAGAACCGCGGCUUCAAGCUCGCUGCCAUCAAGCUCGUCACUCCCGGCAAGGAGCACCUCGAGAAGCACUACGAGGACUUGGCUGGCAAGCCCUUCUUCCCCGGUCUGAUCGCCUACAUGUCCUCCGGCCCCAUCUGCGCCAUGGUCUGGGAGGGCCGUGACGCCGUCAAGACCGGCCGUGUCCUCCUCGGCGCCACCAACCCUGCUGCCUCCGCCCCCGGCACCAUCCGUGGUGACUUCGCUAUUGACGUUGGUCGCAACGUCUGCCACGGUUCCGACUCCGUCGAGAACGCCAAGAAGGAGAUUGCUCUGUGGUUCAAGGACGGCGAGGUCCAGGAGUGGAAGCAGGCUGGCUUCGACUGGAUCUACGAGAAGGCCUAAGUGCCUUCUUGAUUGAUUGAAAGGCUUGAAUGUUGUAUCGAGUACGCUUAGUAGGAUCGUUGCUGGGUAGAUUGAGCAUGUUAGUAAUGCUGCGGUGUGAUGCUGCAGUACGGACGCAUCGUCUUUCAGAUAAGUCUAUCAGGUAACGGUCUGGAAAGGUGCAUGAAGCAGCACAACAGCUAUGACGAUACGAUCUAGAUGGACAAAAUAGAACCACAAAACGAGACACGAU